Molecule: messenger RNA, 7739 nt
Organism: Tyto alba (common barn owl)
Lineage: Eukaryota; Metazoa; Chordata; Aves; Strigiformes; Tytonidae
Gene: QRICH1
Product: glutamine rich 1
Exons: 12
Coding region: 506-2827 (773 amino acids)
Source: RefSeq, a predicted model, not a curated record
GGGGUUGAAUGUAAGAUGGCGCCCAGGGAGCUGUGAGGGGAAAAGACUCGGGGCCGAGGCGGCGGCGGCGCGAGGCGACGGCGGCAGCAGGGCCGGGAACGUUACAAGUCUAAGAGCUCAGGACAAGAGCAGCAGAAAUACAUGCAACAUGGUGACUGAUGGAAGAGGUACAUGAUGAUUUGGUGGUGGACCUCAUCUUGAUCUUUGGGCCUGCUGCUUAUGUGUCUGGGUUUCUGGUGGCUUCUGGCCUCUGCUACACAGAGGCAUGAUGUACCUGUGAUCAGCCUUUUGACAGAAGGGUUGGAGAUCCAAAAGUAAAUGUGAGGGCUAACAGUUAGCUGCUAUGGAAAACGGUGGCCCUGCUGACCUCCCCACUCACUCCCUUGACAAGAUUAACAGAAGGUCAGUAGCUAUUCUCUGAAUAGUUACAACACAGUAAGUGCCAAUGCAGGAGCAAGGAAGAAGGCUGGAACUUUGCUGAGAGGAACCCUAAGGACCUUGCAAUAUGAAUAAUUCUCUGGAGAACACCAUUUCCUUUGAAGAAUACAUCCGUGUGAAGGCGCGAACGAUCCCCCAGCACAGGAUGAAGGAGUUUCUGGACUCCCUUGCUUCCAAGGGGCCGGAAGCUCUGCAGGAGUUUCAGCAGACGGCCACCACCACAAUGGUGUAUCAACAGGGUGGCAACUGCAUUUACACAGACAGCACAGAGGUGGCUGGGUCUUUGCUUGAACUUGCUUGUCCUGUGACAACCAGUGUCCAGCAGCAAACUCAGCCAGAGCAGCAGAUACAGGUUCAGCAACCCCAGCAAGUCCAGGUUCAGGUCCAGGUCCAGCAGUCACCGCAGCAGGUCUCCGCCCAGCAGCUCUCUCCACAGCUCACUGUCCAUCAGGCUUCGGAGCAACCGAUACAGGUCCAAGUGCAGAUCCAAGGCCAGGCGCAGCAGCAAGCAUCCCAGACAAUACAGAGUCAAUGUCUUCAGAGCCCCAGCCCAUCUCAGCUGCAGGCAGCUCAAAUCCAAGUGCAGCAUGUGCAGACUGCCCAGCAGAUCCAGGCUGCGGAGAUACAGGAGGAACACAUACAACACCAGCAGAUCCAGGCCCAGCUUGUGGCAGGACAGGCCAUUACUGGUGGCCAGCAGAUACAGAUCCAAACAGUUGGGGCACUGUCACCUCCACCUUCUCAACAAGGCUCUCCACGAGAGGGAGAGCGGCGGAUCAGCACUGCUAGUGUCCUUCAGCCAGUGAAGAAACGUAAAGUGGAUAUGCCUAUUACUGUAUCAUAUGCUAUUUCAGGGCAGCCAGUUGCCACAGUGCUGGCCAUUCCUCAGGGCCAGCAGCAAAGUUACGUCUCUUUAAGGCCAGACUUGUUAACAGUGGACAGUGCUCACCUGUACAGUGCCACUGGGACCAUUACUAGCCCCACUGGAGAGACUUGGACCAUCCCUGUUUACUCUGCUCAACCACGCGGUGACCUUCAGCAGCAAAACAUAACCCACAUCGCCAUCCCUCAGGAGGCCUACAAUGCCGUCCACGUCAGUGGCUCGCCAACGACACUGGCUACCGUGAAGCUGGAAGACGACAAGGAUAAGAUGGUGGGAAGUACUUCAGUAGUGAAGAACUCUCACGAGGAAGUGGUGCAGACUCUUGCUAAUUCGCUCUUUCCGGCGCAGUUUAUGAAUGGCAACAUCCACAUUCCAGUGGCAGUGCAGGCUGUGGCAGGGACAUACCAGAACACAGCACAGACAGUGCACAUAUGGGACCCGCAGCAGCAACAGCAGCAGCCCACACCCCAAGAGCAGGGGCAGCAGCAGCAGCAACUACAGGUCACUUGCUCAGCUCAAACUGUUCAGGUUGCUGAAGUUGAACCACAGCCACAGCCACAGACUUCACCUGAACUUCUACUUCCAAACUCUCUGAAGCCAGAAGAAGGACUUGAAGUGUGGAAAAGCUGGGCACAGACCAAGAAUGCAGAGCUGGAAAAAGAAGCCCAAAAUAGGCUAGCACCUAUUGGAAGGCGUCAGCUGCUGAGGUUCCAGGAAGAUCUCAUAUCUUCAGCUGUGGCUGAGCUGAAUUAUGGUCUAUGCUUAAUGACACGAGAAGCUCGAAAUGGUGAUGGUGAACCUUAUGAUCCAGAUGUGCUCUACUAUAUUUUCCUGUGUAUUCAGAAGUAUCUCUUUGAAAAUGGCCGAGUAGAUGACAUCUUCUCAGAUCUGUACUAUAUUCGGUUCACUGAAUGGCUGCACGAAGUUCUCAAGGACGUACAGCCACGCAUUUCCCCUCUUGGUUAUGUCCUAUCCAGUCAUGUAACAGAAGAGAUGCUGUGGGAGUGUAAGCAGCUAGGAGCUCACUCCCCUUCCACCUUGCUCACUACACUGAUGUUUUUUAAUACAAAAUACUUCCUGUUGAAAACAGUAGACCAGCACAUGAAGCUGGCCUUCUCCAAGGUGUUGAGGCAGACCAAGAAGAACCCUUCUAAUCCCAAGGAUAAAAGCACGAGUAUUCGCUAUCUGAAGCCUCUUGGCAUACAUCAGACAGGACAGAAAGUUACAGAUGACAUGUAUGCAGAGCAGACUGAGAAUCCAGAGAACCCCCUGAGGUGUCCGAUAAAGCUGUAUGACUUCUACCUCUUCAAAUGCCCCCAGAGUGUGAAAGGCCGGAAUGACACGUUUUACUUGACACCGGAGCCAGUGGUGGCCCCCAACAGCCCUAUCUGGUAUUCCAUCCAGCCGAUCAGCAGAGAGCAGAUGGAGCAGAUGCUCACCCGGAUCCUGGUGAUACGAGAGAUUCAGGAAGCUCUUGCCGUGGCUAAUGCCAGCACCAUGCACUAAGGCAUCCUUCUUGGCUCAGAAGGGGUGGGGCGGGGUGAUGGGGGAGGGACAAGCAAAGAUAAAUUGUACAGACUUUUACACUAAAGGAGAUGCCUAAGUUUUUGGUUUUUUAUUGGUGUAGUUAUGAAGCCCUUUUAGGCUUCUUCUCUUUAAAAGAAUCUAAAGGAAAACCUACCCAUUGUGUAUCCUACCCAACAUACCAAACUGUUGGAAGCAUUGGAGGCUGCAUAUUCCCUGCGAGCUGGGAGCUGUGGAAAGCUGCUGGUUGACUCUGGGUUUUUUUAUGAUGUAGAAAACAUGAACUACAGGAUUGGCCUGGAUGGCUGGGGCCUCCGUCUCCUUGGAGCACGUGCAGCCUAGAGGGCGCAGAAUGAUGGAUGGACCUGCUCAGCCAGUGGAGGAGAGGCAGGCAUCUUUUCUUGUGCUUGGACAUUAAUUUGCUGUUAUCUUGGAAGGAAGAGGAGAGAGUGAACUGCAAUUGUGAUUUAUACAAAAAAAAAAAAAAAAAAAACACAAAAACAAAAAACAAACCAACGAUUUCUAUUCAGACCUUUAAGUGACAUUUUUAGAUGUUAAAAGUACAAACUUUACCACACUCUUCUUUUUUUGGCCUAACAUUGAGGCCUUAAACCUUGAGGCUCCUGUGCCUGUUGGAAUUCUUGUAACAUACACUUGUGUAUCAUAUAAAGAUACCACCCUGUUUCUCUUAUGUAUUCUUACUCUAGUUGUUUAUUAAGAAUGACAAGCACGUCUUUUCAACAUGCCAUUGAACAAUGUGUCUUUAUUUGGGGAAGAGUGAGCUGUGAGGGUGGGGGGGGUCAUUAUACAAAGAUCAGUAUGCAAACUGGUUGUUUUCAUCCCUGUUUGUGCUUUCCAGCUUGACUCCGCUGGACUUCUUUCACUCCUACAAAUUAGGAAGGUAGAAGGGGAUUAACUUCUGUUGAAGGACCUGAAUGUCUGCUUGCUGAUGGAAGCUCAGUGUCAGGCUAGGAACAUGGGAUCUGUGAGACCAGAUCAGACUGCCCUCAUGUUCUGUGGCCAGCCUGUGAGGCUUCUCCCGCAGGGCAAAUCCCCCUCUCUCCACCUUUACAAACGCAUCACACCAACGGCAUGAUGGAGGGGUGUUGGAGGGAAAAGGCCUUCCAGGAGCAGCACAUGGCUAACUCCUGCCAUUUAACAGCCUUUUCACAGUUUUUAACACUGCUGUGUAGCUUCUGGCAUCGUUCAUAAACCCCAGCCCUGUAGCCUUGCCUUGCUGCAUCUUAAAUGGUUGCUGUAUUUUAUAUCAUUAACAAAUAGUCUGCUCUUUUGAAGCCAGCGGGUAGCCAACUGUGCUUGAAAUGGGAGUUCACUCUAGCCAGGCUUGUUGUUUGUGCCACCAGCUUCUUGGAUGCAGAGAGAUGGCUCUGCUUCUUGAACUUGUCUUCCCUGCUUUCUCCAUCUCAUGUCCCUUUCCUGUUCCAAAAUAUAUAGAUAUAUAUUUAAAUAUAUAUUGCAGUAAAAGAACUUAAACUUGUGUACAGGCAAGCAAUUUUUCUGAAGCUUCUGUUGACCAGCACCUGUCUGUAUUGAGAAGGAAGGUUUGCCCUCUCUGUCGGUUGUGUACAGUGUAAAUGAUGAGAGCAGCCAUAAUGUUCUCUGUCUUUGUGCUCUUGAGCAGUGUUGAGGUGCGCGGGCUUAGAGAGAGACUUCGAGCCGCUGAUGCUUCAUAUUGAUGUUGGUGUUCUUGAGGAAGCAGAUGUGCUUGAGUUGGUUGUGAGUAGGCGUGGUUUGUUCCCUGUAUAGGACUCUGUGCUCGAAUAAGUUCAGGGAGGUGAAAUAGCAACACACUGUUGUUUACCAAUACCCAUACUCUGAAGUAGACUCUUAGCUCGGUGUUUGCCCUUGGAGUUAUGCCAGGGAAAAAUAGCCUGGAGUUGGUGCCAAGAUCUAAGUGGGUGAGUUGGGAAGAUGGAACCCAGGUGGUGUGUAGUGCUGGCAACCCACACCCUCGGCUCCGUUCAGCCACUGGGAGCCAGUGGUUGCCCCUGGUAGGGUGGCUGUUGGGAUCGCUAGUAUUGCUUCCGCUCUCAGAAGCCUUUAAUCCCUUCAUCAUAUCUUAGCAACUGGAAUGUUCACCUCUGGCCCUAAAUUAAAUAUUUAAGGACAUGGUUAGGGGCAAGCUCCCACUGUUUCAAGAAGCUAGGUGUACUUGUUGCUCAGGAUGCCCAACAGGCGUGCACAGAAUGGAUUUCCCAUUCUGCUGGGCAGUUUGUCUUGUCUUCUGAACACACUUGCAAAGAUGUGAGAGAAACUGCAGAUGCCUGUGCUGGAGUCCCAGUGUGUGCUCUGCAGGAGCACAUGGGAAGCCAGCUCCAGCGUGCCCGUGCCUCCGUGUGCACCUGCUGCUUUGUCUGUCACCAUUGGAAAUGCGGUGGGUGUUCAAGUCACCUGUCAGAUACACAGUGUGCAAGUUGUUUCAUUGGGUGACUUUGGGAGUCACUGCUUACUCUAAAAAUUGCCAGAAGCUGGAAUAACUUGGCAGAAUAUUAGGGCAGUUCCAGGUGAACAGAUACUUCAUCUGAGCUUUCUGGGGAAACAGAAUUCCAUGUUACCUUGAAAUUCUAGAUUGUGUGCUUUCUUUAAUACCCUUAACUGGAGGAUGACCUAAAAUCUUUGUAGGGGAAGAGUUCUCCUUGAUCUUGGAGUAUACCGCUUAAGAGCAGGGCAACUUGGCACAUGGUGAGCUCUGGAGAUCUCCUUAUGAUUGGCUUUGUCCUGACAGACUGAAGAGUUUCCAUCAUUUUUCUCAUUGUUUGAACGUACGUAGAGGGAUUUGCUGAUGCAGAAGUGGACUGCUGUACUGCUCUGUACUGUCUCAUCAGAAUAUCCACCGUGUUAACUUCAUUCCCUAUUUUUAGAGACAAUCGAUAUACUGUGACUUAAGGAUUAUUUUCCUGGACCUGGCUUCUAGUCUGGCUCUCUGGAGCUAGUUUAAAAAGGUACAGUAUUUCUUGAAUAUAAAUACUAUGUUCUUUGAUAGUGAAGAACAUGAUCUGCUCCCUUUUAGGGGCUCAUAGGAAGACGUGCACAGAGUAGCACAGAAGAGUGCUGUGGCUUAGGGUUGCUAUCCAAGUUCUGGGAAAUGUUCCCAGUCAAACAUGUAAAAUAGCUUUUUAACACUUUCCUAUAACCAGCUUGACUGCUGCUUAAAGGGCAUUCCCCCUCGGCUCCGAGAGUGCCAAACUGCUAGCUCUUGUAUGCGUGUAUAUAUUAAAUGAGAACUUUCAAUGCCCUACGCCUUGUAUGAGACAGGCUGAAAAUGCAUCGAUCUCUCAAUAAAUAAAGCUAAGAAGUCAAGCUGGAGACCCUGCGCUGUUGGUUUCGAACUGUGCCCAUCUUGUCUCUGUGCUAUGAAAGGAACCAUAGAAAGCAGAGCGUGACUGACUAUUGUAAAGCACCUCACAUUCUGACAUGACUCAUAUAUUGUCCUAUCUCUUGACACUAAUAGCAUUGCUUUCCUAAGGAAACUUGUAGCCUCUUACAUACUUGUCAUGGCACCAUUAGUUUUUCAUUUACUUUCAAGAGUUCAAGCAUUUCCUCUAAGUGGUAAUGGCUGAAGCAGUGGAGAGCAGACUCGAGAGUGGUUCCUCACUCCUGUCUAGAGUGGUGAAUAAAGGGAGCGCUCUAAAUAACUUCACAGGGCUCUCAUCUGUUUGGAUGCUUCAGCCCUCAAGAUCUCCUGGAUUUUUUGACAGGAGACAAGGUCUGAAGUAGUUCCUGAACCGUUCUGCCUUGGGCCAAUGAAAAAAGACUUAAUCUGAUCCCAAAUACGAAACCUCUUCUGCACUGUUGCUCCUAGGGCAGAAAUUAAGGCAGUCUUGUUCUCAGCUGCACAAGGGCUACUGUCUACCUUGGUAUACCUAGAAUGGAUUAGGCCGUCUUCAAGCCUCCUAUGCUGUGAUAAACACAGAUCCAGAAGAGGCAGGAAAGAGCCCUCCGAGCAUAUGUGGGGUGGAGGACUUGCUGAUACUGUAGUUGCUCAUCCUCUAGCUGGUCUGAGUGCUGCUAGACAUGGACUCAGCACAGUCCAACCAAACUGCAUUCUCAUCCAAGUUUAAUAGUGACUUCCUUGCAAUUCAUGUUUGGACUCUUGAAUCACUGUCCAAGUGGGAUAUAAACUGUCUUCCACCCUAUAUGGGGCUUUUCUCCCCAUCUUCUUGCUGGAGCUGCUCCUCUCAAAAACUACAGGGAAUGUACCUUAUCCUGAUGUUUCAGCCUGUUGUUUCACUGGUGCCAAUGCAUAGGAAAGAGCCCUUCUCAGCUCAAGCAUCUUCCUACCUUAAGGAGCAUCUCAAAUCUUCCAGAAAUCUCACUGACAUGCUGCCCCAAAAAUCUCUGAAGCGAUUGCUGUGUCCCCUACUUGUCAGUUCCCUUUGUUGCGUGGCUGAAGCUCGGCGCUCAGCACUGCAGUCACUUUCCCUGUAUAACUUUGUGCAUGGCAGACACGUUUGCCUGCUUCUUCGUUCUCAUUUGAGCUCAUCAAAAUGGGGAGGCAGAUUGAACCCACUUAUAGCAGCAAUAAACCACGUCUGGAACUUGAGAGGGAACUGCAGGAGAUUAUGAGGUGGCGGGGGAUGUCUCAGAAAGGCAGGGUCCUGUUGCAGCCCAGAGCCUCGCUUGAUAAUGAGUGUGCAGCCUAUAUGCAAAACAUGUCUUGUCUGUCCCUCCCGUGUUGACCCUGGUCUAAACAGCACAUGUGAUUGGCAUCCUGCAAAGUGACCUUCAGAACUCUCCAGUAGCUUUGCCCCGUGAGUAACUCACACUACAAAUCAUUUUAAAGAGAUGCACUCAACUAUUUUUUUAAUUUAAUUUUACUCUUAUAUUCUCUGCUCUUUGUAAUCUGCUUGGAAAUAAAAUGUUUUUCCCUGCA